Molecule: messenger RNA, 2172 nt
Organism: Ogataea philodendri
Lineage: Eukaryota; Fungi; Ascomycota; Pichiomycetes; Pichiales; Pichiaceae
Exons: 1
Coding region: 1-2172 (723 amino acids)
Biological process (GO): transmembrane transport
Molecular function (GO): oligopeptide transmembrane transporter activity
Source: RefSeq, a predicted model, not a curated record
AUGGACUACGGGAGCAUUGAGCGCGAUUCCGUAGACGAUCUCCGGGAGAUCCCCAAGACGGUUCAGGAGGUCCUGAAGUUGGACUCCUGGACCAAUGAGAAGGUUCAUUACCUGACAUUUCGGUAUUUCUUGCUCAGCUUCUUGUUUGUGGUUCCUGGGGCCUUUGUUGAUACCAUGAAUUCUUAUAGAACGACCAGCGCUCCGUACAGCAUUCUGUUUGUACAAUUUUUGUGUGAUCCGGCUGGACAGUGGCUGGCCAAGGUUCUUCCAAACAAGGUGGUUCGUAUUGGCAGGUUUCGCUUUAAUCUGAAUCCUGGGCCCUGGUCGAUCAAGGAGUCGGUUUUGGUGACCUUGACCGCCGCUUCUGGUGCCACGGGAAACCAGGGAACUGCCGGUCUGUCUUUGGCAGAAGUGUUUUACAACAGAAAGGUCGAUCCAGUGGUGGCUCUGACGUUUAUGUACUGCAUUGUUUGGACUGGCUACUCUUUUGGAGCUAUAGCAAGGAACUUCGUCUUGUAUGAUCCGCAGUUUGUGUGGCCCAAAGCUUUGAUGCAGACAGCUCUAUUCAAGGCGCAAGAACACUCGGACAGGCGCUCCAACUCGCAGAUGCGCAUGUUCACCAUUGGCCUGGCCAUUAUGUUUGUGUGGCAGUUUUUCCCCGAGUUUGUGUUUCCACUGACCUCGUCGCUCGCGUUUCUGUGCUACAUGGCCCCAAACAACCACGUGGUGAACUUCUGGGGCUCAGGACUUGGCGGACUCGGGUUCAUGAACAUCUCGUUGGACUGGAGCAACGUCUCGUCCUCGGUGAUGCUUAGCCCAUAUUGGACCAUCGUGGUGCAGUUUUGCGGGUUCGCCCUCAUGUGCUGGGUGUUGCUGCCGUUUUUCAAAUGGUACGACCAUGGCAAGUUCUCUCUCGGACUCAUGGAUAAUAAAUUGCUUCUGGCAAACGGAACAGCGUACCCAACACUACAGCUAAUGACUCCCGACUUGCAACUCAAUGAAACAGCAUACCAUCUUUUAGGACCAGUUCAUUUUGGCACACAGCGACUGGCAAACAUCUUCUUCGACUACGCAGCAUACAUCAGUGCCAUUGUCUGGAUUGCCUGCUUUGGGAUUGACGAUCUCAGAAGCAGCUACCGAAGAUUGCGUUGCAGAUACACAAACCCAAGCCACAUGCAACACACAGACAGAAUCAACAAAAUCUACGCCAAGCACGAUGACGUGCCUAAUAGUUGGUUUGGGAUCUUGUUUCUAAUUAGUUUUGUGCUUCUGUCCACGGUCCUCUUGGCUACCGACCAGCUGUUCAUCCCAUGGAAGACCUACAUUGCUGCUUUGCUUCUUGGAGCAGUGAUUGUCACUCCAAUGGCUUAUCUGUAUGCGAUAUCAAAUUUCCAGCUUGCGAUCGGCACUGUCAAUGAACUGCUGUAUGGAUUGAUGAUGCAAACUCCAUUUUUCGCAGGAUCCAAUGGAAAACACCCCUGUGGAGCGUCCAUUUACGGAGCGAUCGCUGGUAACUGUUGGUAUCGUGCCCAGUACAUUCUCCAGGACCAGAAGAUCGGCAUGUACAACGACAUUCCACCGAAACUGGUGUUCUUCUCCCAGAUCUUUGGAGACCUGAUAGGAGUCCCGAUCAACUACAUGUCUCUACGAUGGGUCAUCAACUCUAAAUUCGAUUAUUUGAAAGGAGUGAAAGUCGACCCCAUGAGACAAUGGACAGGACAAGUAUUGACCAACUAUAACAGUAACGCAAUCCAGUACGUGUUACUCGGGCCAAAACGAGUCUUUGAACAUUAUCCUCUGUUGCCGCUUGGAUUUGUGGUCGGAGCGUUGGCUCCACUGUUAGUGUUCUGGAUUUCCAAGUACGCCAACCCACAGUUGGCCCGGAAAUUCAACGUCACAAUUCUUUUUUCCACAAUGUCGAAGUUCUACGGCAACAUCAGUACCGGAUACCUCACACAGUUCCUUGUGGGUACGUUCACCAUGCACUAUAUGUACAAUUACCGACACCAAUGGUUCCAGAAGUACAAUUAUGUGCUUGCUGCGGCCUUCGACACAGGCUUCAACUUGGCCAAUCUGGCCAUUUUCUGUUUCUUUGGGUCCAAGAACUCAUUCCAGUUCCCUGAAUGGUGGGGGAACGAUAGAUCGCAUUUGGAGAAAUGCUACGCAUUAUAG